Molecule: messenger RNA, 1353 nt
Organism: Parastagonospora nodorum SN15
Lineage: Eukaryota; Fungi; Ascomycota; Dothideomycetes; Pleosporales; Phaeosphaeriaceae
Exons: 1
Coding region: 1-1353 (450 amino acids)
Source: RefSeq, a predicted model, not a curated record
AUGUCUCCAACUCAUCAGCAUUUCGCAGCUAUACCCAAGAGCGAUGCCUCUGUCGACACGCCGCCAGGUGUUCAGCAGUCCAGAGCUCGGUUCAUGAAUGAGGCUACAUUCGAACAAGACACGGGUUCACCCACUCAGCAGUCCGGAGCUCGAUUCAACAACGAGGCUUCCAUCGAUCAAGGCAUGGCGUCAACUUCACAGUCGCCCUCUUCUCCUCCCAUGGAGCAUCACGAUGACGAUAGCUACGAUGAGGAUGACAUCGAGUACUAUAUCACCGACGAGGACGCCUACGAGGACGACGUUAGGUACGAUGCCUCAAUCUCGGCUCCCGAGGACAACAGUGCAGAUGCUCCGUCAGGUGACUCAGGUCCAUUGUCUCAGCCCGACGAGCCUGAGCGUUACAUGUCUCCUGCUGAGAAGACCGCCCGUGAGCUUGGUCUCGAGAUUGACUUCAGCAACCUCCACAUCCCGACUCCUGCUGAGCGCGAGGCCCGCCACCUUGGUCUCUUGAUCAACUUCGACGAUGUCAUGCGCAUGAACCGUGAGUCCUCCGCCAACGACCGCACCGUGCGCCAGUAUACGGAUGUCCCUGCCUCCUACUACGCUGCCCAGCGCGACAGGCCCAUCUACUCGGGCGCCUCCAUCAGCUCGGCCAAGUCGCCUGCCACCCCCACCCCGAAGGUCAUAGGACAGUGGUGCUGCUGCCAGUGUGGCCACAUCCAAGAUUUGUACCUGCACGAUGAGGGAGAGCACCUGGUUAGUACCCUGCUGUGCGCCUGCCCCCACCGCUCGUGCGAGAACUGCUCGCUGUACGGUUCCAUCAAGCUGUACACGCCCGUCCACGAGCCGUUCGCCGUCCAGCUCUCGGAGACGGACGAGAAGAUCAAGUUCGGCGUGUUCUGCUCCGGCUGCGGCCUCUCGUGGCGGGCGCAGCCUGUCAAGUCCGCUCCAACGGUGAUGGAGAAGAUCUCGGCGGUGGGCGCCGCCGUCAAGGGCGCCAAAUCCAUGCACAACCUGCGUGGCGAUUCGGCCUCGCUGGCCAAGUCCUCAGCAAACCUGAGGCAGCUCUCCAACGAGAUGGAGAAGGAGCACGGCAAGCAGGCCGACUCCUGCUUGGUGUUCUUCUCGGGCAUCAAGUGCUCGUGCGGCAAUGUGCUCGGCACCUCUUGCCUAGGCUUCCAGCUGGUGGAGGAGGUGGAGGAGGAGGAAGAGAAGGUGGUCAAGGAGGCGCCGACGUUCGCGUCGACCCCCGAUGACCGGGCCAAGGGCAUUGGCAAGGAGAUCUUGACUCUCCUUGCCGAUACGGAUUCGCGUGUUCGACACCCGAAUCCGCUCAUGGGCAACCCGGUCUGA